This is a messenger RNA of Funneliformis geosporum, 288 nucleotides long. The record is from the annotation of a GenBank genome assembly. NCBI's taxonomy places the organism in Eukaryota, Fungi, Glomeromycota, Glomeromycetes, Glomerales, Glomeraceae.
AUGAAACUAAAAAAGAAUGGAAAAUGUUCGAAUUGUCGAAAAACUGAAACUGUUACAAUUUAUGAUGAACCAAACCCCCAAUUAGAAAUUUGUCUCCCUUGUCGCAUAGAAAAUGUAAGAAGUACGGCUAAAGAUGUUAGAGAAGCAUUAGAAAAACUAAAAAAAGAGAAUAAAGAAACUGAAUACCCUGAAUUCAAAUCUCAACUAGAAGAAGUAAAACAAGAAGCAUUAAAAAUGAUUCCCGAAGAAGAGCGAUCCGAAGUAGGAGGAGAAAAACCAACUAAUUGA